UACUGGAUGGUGUGGGAGCUCUACGGCGGCCGCCAGUUCGUCGGCUUCCGCUGCGGCACCGCCUUUGGCGUCUCCCGCAAGGCCGCAAGCGCCACCGACGCCCUGGCCCAGAACCCCUUCCGCUCGCCCUCGCGCGAGGCCGUCUCCCACUCCGCCACCCUGGAGCGCGCCUCGGGAUAAAAGGGGGAAAGCGGGGCCGCCGUGCUCGGGCUUCCGGCCCUGCUGCCUCUCUCCGUCCGCCCCUGUUCAACGGGGUUCCUGCCCCCCCUAGAUGGGAUUGGGAGUAGUCACUGACGGCGGGUCUCGGCCUGGGUUAUGUUUUUGCUUUGCCAUCGUAUUUUACGAAUGAACAAUGCUGGCUCGCUCGGAAGAGACGAGCAGCCCCUACGCGCCCACCGUCCCAGCCUGAAUAUGGUGAAUUGCAAAGUGCUGCCAGAGUAAAUAAAUCCGCCCGUGUAUUAAUGUCCCGCGAUUCCCC
Molecule: messenger RNA, 478 nt
Organism: Phialemonium atrogriseum
Lineage: Eukaryota; Fungi; Ascomycota; Sordariomycetes; Cephalothecales; Cephalothecaceae
Exons: 1
Coding region: 7-180 (57 amino acids)
Source: RefSeq, a predicted model, not a curated record